AUCGCAGUUUCCUCGAGAUAUACCGCUGAACGUGCUGGGCAUGCGUCGGCAAAAGCUCUUGCAUGCAGUUUCGGGAAAAAACGUGCAUCCAGCGGAAAAUUAUUCCGAAUGAAGGAUAUUACCCGGCAACACUUGAGUCUGCUACCGCACGCCGUUUCCUUUUUUUGCCUCUUUUCUCCAUUUCAGCGCGUUUUCCACUCAUUUUCCUGGAUAGCUCCGAGUUCGCCGCCAGUGGACACGGCUCCGGCGGGUGUGCGGGUUGAGUAACUUGCCUAUGUCAUUUCUACAGAGCGGGACCGCGUUUCCAGACACUCCUUUCCGGACCACGGCCUCCACCGACGACACCGAGUUCACUUCGUGAUGGGAAUUCCGACAGCUUAGCACCGAGUGCUUCUCCGGGGGGGUGUUCUUUUUUGAUCAAGGCGAUGCGUUGCAGGUUUGUGUCAGAAGUUCCGGAAAUGCUCGCAGAGGAAAAACGAUGAAAUGCCUUCCUUUACACAUUUUAGUGCGCUGCAAGGAGCACUGGGAGGUUUAGGGCGUGCCCAGGUGGUUUUUUGUAGAAACGCGAAGAGCUCCUUCGCUAUCGCGCGGGUUUCUUCGUGUGCCACCAUUAUGGUCAGCAGCCAGCGACGCAAGGCUUCAGAUGCUCGUCCCAGUCCAUCCUCUCCGCAGAGUUUCUCCCCUGGCGCGUUCGCCUUUCCAUUUCCGUUAAGGCUUCCAGCAUGCUGCGAACAUUUCAGGCCGAGUUUCUCGGAUGCUUGCGCUGGGACGGCGAGACAAAACGGAUCUGCCAGCGCACGCUCCUCGGCUGCGGUCUCUGUUGUACAUACACCUUACGGGUGUGACAUCCGACGGUUCGGCUUUUCGAUACUUCACCGAGACUUCCGUGGAAGACUAAGAUUUUUCGCCUGUGACACGAAGUGCGCGACUCAGUGGCCGCUGCCACGAGACCCCCGCGAGAUGCACUUCACGAGUGCGUACUCCCUGAGGGUACGUGCGGUCCACAUUUUCCCUCCCAAGCCUUUUCGACGGAACACUCAACAUUCCGACUCAGUGGAACUUGCUCGACCUCCUCCCCAUUUACCGACCCCGAACGCGCUGAUUUCUCCGCACCGUCUAGGUCUGCCGCCGUCAGCGUCGUCUGCGGCCGAUAGCCGUUCUGUUCUAGCUGACGAGUUUGAUGCUGCCGUCUCAGCUAAGGGGGAAACGGGACAGAGGCAGGAUGUUGUUGUCUCAGAGGGCGACACCAGAGGGAAAAUCGAAGCGGUGUACAAGCGGGUUUUGAAGAUGCACAACACACGACGGUGGUUCCACCACCAAAUCUGGACAGCAAUGACGCAGCGAAACUGGACCUUCGUCGACGCUCUUUUCACGCAGUUCCUGCAAUGUGGAUUCUACUACGACGAGGUCACGUACACUUUGAAACUAUUUUAUUUUCUUCUGUCUCACCGCACUCCGUCCGAAAAUGCCAUGCUCGUUUUGGAGGAAAUGAAGGUGGCAAAAAUGCACCCAGCUAUCGUCCGCAUGAACGAGGGUCUUCUUCUCUCAUACUUCGAGCUCGGCGAAAUUUUUUGUCUUCCACCUGCCGCUGUGUGCCAAAAUCUUUGCCGCGUUACGUGGCAGGCUGCCGUCAAGCUUCAGCGCCAGCGCAAGCAUCGGCUGAAGCGGUACCUGGAAGCGUUGCCGCCAAAUGUUCUCUUGAGUCUUACCCAGACGGACGUGGCAAAGUUGCUUUCCAAGAAUGAAGAAGAACUGCUGCUCCUGCCUGCCUCCUGUGGGCCAGUGGGGGAGGUAGACCUGCUUCUCGAAUGCAGCGACGAAGAAGACGAGGAGCAUGUGGAGAUCGACGACUUCGGUGCUCUACCAGGUUUGUACGAAGCAGGUCAAAGUCUGCUUCCUUCCUUUUCAGUGGGACCGGCAAGUUUCCGGCCUAGUCCGAUUUUCCAACAAGGCGGGGACGAUCGUCACCCCGCGGGUCAUGGGCAAAUCAAGGAAUCACCAUCUUCUAUUCUAAGUGCUUCCCCCCUUUCUUGUGACCACACAGUGUCUUCUGAGUCCGAGCACCGUGGCUGUGGCAGACGGAAGCGAGGCCGAAAUAGGCAGAUACCUACUUGACACGUUCAGCAGGAACUGUCUGGGACUGACGGCUGCAUCCAUUCAUGUGCAGACCCGUUUCGUUUUAAGCGUUGGCAUCCACAUCCCUUCUAUGUCAGCCUUGCGGCUGUAGAAGCGCCUGAUUCGGAGGCGAAAGCGAAUUCGUCUCCUCACAGAAGCGGGAUGGCUCCAGUGCAGCUCCCGACUACACCAUGGUGGUUUGCGAGAAAACAAACGAAGAAUGCUGCUAUGUGCAACGUUGGCGGAUGAAUUCAUGGAAUGUGGAUGACGUCCGUAUUUCCGGAUUAAACUGAUAGAAUUCACUCGUCUGCGUCGGUGAGUAUGGCAGUCCCCGUGUAUCUGUGUAACCUUCAGAUGAUGUUAGCUUGGACCCCCCAGCCAGCAACCCUAGCCGCGGUAUUACGACAAAG
Toxoplasma gondii ME49 is the source of this 2525-nucleotide messenger RNA. RefSeq lists its product as hypothetical. Bases 484 to 2115 code for a protein of 543 amino acids. NCBI's taxonomy places the organism in Eukaryota, Apicomplexa, Conoidasida, Eucoccidiorida, Sarcocystidae. The record is from RefSeq and is a predicted model, not a curated record. The transcript has 6 exons.